Molecule: messenger RNA, 276 nt
Organism: Oppiella nova
Lineage: Eukaryota; Metazoa; Arthropoda; Arachnida; Sarcoptiformes; Oppiidae
Source: the annotation of a GenBank genome assembly
CACAUAAAAAGUUGUUUACAAACGAAAAGUGUAUUUAACGGCGAUUUUGAUUGCAAUUAAUGAAUGCUUACGUGAAUUAGCAUUGAGUUGAGCGUAGAUCACGUGACAUACGAGUGAAGCAAACGACCUAUUUGUGUGACAAUUGAUACCCAAGUGUUCGCAUCCAUACACACCACACACCCACCCAUGGAUCAGAUCAUCACCGAUAGGAUGUCGCUGUUCUUGCGGCCGGAGAUCAGCGACUUUGUCAUCAUUGUUGGCGACCAAAGACUUAAU